Molecule: messenger RNA, 912 nt
Organism: Triticum turgidum subsp. durum (durum wheat)
Lineage: Eukaryota; Viridiplantae; Streptophyta; Magnoliopsida; Poales; Poaceae
Source: the annotation of a GenBank genome assembly
AUGGAAAGGGAGAAGAUGGAGAGGGGCAAGUCUGAGCUGAGGAUGGCCAUCGAGGACCUCUCCUUGCCCAGCUCAGGAGAUGGUGAAUAUCAGGAGCAGCAGGGGAAAAUUAGGAGGUCAUCCACCAUGGAUCUCCUUUGUGUCUCCAACCAGCUUCUCCGUGUCCUUGAUGCGAUUGGGCCAACGCUUCUAGUCCUCAGGCAAGACAUUCAGCAAAAUGUUCAGAGAUUACAGGAUCUCCAUGCAAGAGACUCUUCACAAUACGUGAGCUUGACGGCGAUCGUGAUGGAAGAAGUGGAGGAAGGGAACUCAAAGAAGACCAACAGUUGUAGCAGGGCAAUUAUCUGGCUGGCUAGGCCGCAACGCGUCCAGUCCAGAGAACCCGCAUUGGAAGAGAAGAUGAGCUGCGAUGCGAUUGGGCCGACGCUGCUAGUCCUCACGCAAGACAUUGAGCAAAAUGUUCAGAGAUUACAAGAUCUCCAUGCAAGAGACUCUUUGAAAUAUGCGAGCUUGACGGCGAUGGUAACAAAGGAAGUGGUGGAAGGGACCUCAAAGAAGACCAAUAGUUGCGCCAGGGCAAUUAUCUGGCUGGCCAGGUCGGUGAAUUUCUCGAUACAUUUGCUGGAGGGAUUAGUGAAGAACUCAGAGUCAAGCCUGCAAGAGAUGGUGGAAGAAGCAUACAAGAGCACCCUCAAGCCGUUCCAUGGAUGGAUCUCAUCAGCUGCUUACAAGGUAGCAUUGUGUCUUAUUCCGGAAAGAGACAUCUUCAUUCAGUUGCUGAUGGGGAGCUGCCAGGAUCCUGGGUAUUUUGGUGAAGAUGUCAUGGUCUUGGUCUCCAUUGCACAACCUCUGCUAGAGGAGAUAAAUGCCAUUUUGGUAAAGCACCAGCUGGAAAGGCUAAAAUCCACCUGA